GCUCGUGGUCCAAAUACCAGUAAAGCGGCGCUGCUUCCGCCUUUCCAGCGUCUUCCCUCAAUUCUUGCAAUGUCCUCUUCCAGCAAGAGGAAAAGCAAGAAACGGCCUCCUUCGGAAAAGGGCUCGGCUCUCGACGAACGAGAUGCAGCCCAAGAAGCCCUCGGUUGGCAGAGUUUGUCGGUUGCAGACUUUUUGGACAAGGAUGAUGACAAAGUCCCCAAAAUAUACAGAGGAUCUUUUGUGCAAUUGGCACUCAACACCAUGAAGCUGGCAAAUAUUUGCAUAGGGCGUCCAGUGCUGCUUACCAGUACAAACGGAAAGCAAGAGGUUUGCACAGCAUGGCCUGUUGCAGGCUUCCCUGGUAAAAAAAUUGGCUUAAGUGCAAUUACACAGAAGAACCUGAAAGUGGUACCCAGUGAUACGAUCAUGAUCCAGCCUGUGACUGGUGCUGUACUUCAGGCAGAGGAAGUGGAAGUAAAGCUAGGGGUUAAAGAUGACUGUAUCAGUACUGAAGACUUGUCCAUUAGCCUCUUAAGAAAUUUAGAUGGAAAGAUAGUAUUGCCAGGAAAUUUCCUGCAAAUUACUUUCUAUGGCCGAUCUUGUGAUCUAAAGGUUACAAAGGUGAAAGGAAUGGAUGGUGUGUUGCAGGAAAUGCAGGAUGUUUUAAAGAUACCACAGGAAUUACCGCUGGAGAAUUUGACCAGUAGUCAUUUCAAUAUAUCUAUUGAGUUUGGAAAACUAGUAAUAACAGACAAUGACGUAUCUACCAGUACUCCAUGUAAGCAUGAGGAUCAUAUAUCCAUGAAUGAUUCUUUAAAUAGUAUGGGGCAUGAAGCAUUGAGUCCUGAUCCAGCAGCAGAGAUCCUUGAUUGUGAUGAGUCUAACCUUCAUUCUGAAUCAAUCAUAUCACAAGACUGUGAGAAAGGUUUUGCAGGUGAAGGAUUACCUUUGACUGAUAAAACAGGACUGACACAGAAUUGGGAAACAUUUUACUUCAUAUCAUCAAGGACAAGGGUCAGUUUCAUUCAACCACAAGUCAAAAAGACAGAAGAGUACAAUCUUGAACCAAAAGCUACUUAUGAUUCAAUAGGUGGACUCAGUAACCAGCUGAAAACUAUAAAAGAAAUGAUUGAGCUUCCUUUGAAGCAGCCUGAUCUAUUUAGAAAAUAUGGAAUCCCACCUCCAAGAGGAGUGCUAUUAUAUGGCCCUCCAGGUACAGGAAAAACGUUGCUAGCCAGAGCAAUUGCAAAUGAAGUUGAAGCUCACUUCUGUACAGUUAAUGGCCCAGAAAUAAUAAGCAAAUUUUAUGGAGAAAGUGAAGCCAGGCUACGACAAAUAUUUUCUGAAGCCUCUUUACGUUGUAUAUUCCAAGGAACAUGUUAUUUCUCAUUUUUAUUAAGACGACCAUCCAUUAUAUUUAUUGAUGAAAUUGAUGCGCUCUGUCCAAAGAGACAAGAAUCCCAGAACGAAGUUGAAAAAAGAAUUGUAGCUUCAUUGUUAACAUUGAUGGAUGGCAUUGGAUCAGAAGAUAAUGAGGGGCAGCUCUUAGUUCUUGGAGCUACCAAUCGCCCUCAUGCACUAGAUUCAGCCCUGCGCAGACCGGGACGUUUUGAUAAAGAGAUAGAAAUUGGAGUUCCCAAUUCUCAAGAUCGACUAGACAUCUUAAGGAAGCUUCUCAGUAAGACUCCUCACUCAUUGUCAACAACAGAUUUGGCUCAACUGGCAGACAGUGCCCAUGGAUAUGUAGGAGCUGACCUAGCAGCACUGUGCAAGGAAGCAGGAAUGCAUGCUUUGCGGAGAAUACUUCAUAAGAAAGAGACUCUCCUGGAUGAUGACGUGUCUGUAUCUGUAAUUAUUAAUCACAGUGAUUUCCUGCAGGCAAUGAAUGAUGUCAGGCCCAGUGCCAUGAGAGAGGUGACAAUUGAUGUACCCAAAAUAUCCUGGUCAGACAUAGGAGGGCUGGAAGAUGUUAAACUGAAAUUGAAGCAAGCUGUUGAAUGGCCACUGAAGCAUCCUGACUCUUUCAUUCGAAUGGGCAUUCAGCCCCCAAAAGGAGUACUCCUAUAUGGACCACCAGGAUGUUCUAAAACCAUGAUUGCCAAGGCCUUGGCUCAUGAAAGUGGUGUAAACUUCUUGGCCGUAAAGGGACCUGAAUUGUUGAACAAAUAUGUUGGGGAAUCUGAACGUGCAGUCAGAGAGAUAUUUAGAAAAGCCAGAGCUGUUUCACCAUCCAUAUUAUUUUUUGAUGAACUAGAUGCCUUGGCUGUAGAACGGGGGAGUUCUUCAAGUUCUGUGAAUGUUACGAACCAUGUCUUGGCACAGUUGUUGACUGAAAUGGAUGGGAUCGAACAGUUAAAGGAUGUGACAGUUUUGGCAGCUACAAACCGGCCAGAUAUGAUAGACAAGGAUGCUAGCCAUAGAGAUCUCUUUUUACUUGAAUUGAUACUUAUGCAAAGGCAGACAAAUAUUGACAUCCUUCCAAAGGCAUUGAUACGACCUGGUCGAUUCGACAGAAUUAUAUAUGUUCCUUUGCCUGAUGAAGCCACUCGCAGAGAAAUCUUUAAAAUUCAGUUUUGCCAUAUGCCAAUAUCUUCUGAGGUCAGUUUGGAUGAGCUUGUCAUACAAACCAAAAAGUAUUCGGGAGCAGAGAUAACUGCAGUUUGUAGAGAAGCUGCUCUCCUUGCACUUCAAGAAGAUAUUGAGGCCAAAUAUAUCAUGAAGGAGCAUUUUCAACAAGCUUUAGUCAUUGUGACUCCUAGAAUCCCAGAUUCCCUACAGAAAUUUUAUGAAGAGUAUCAGCAGCAGAGUGGAUUGCAUUCUCUGUGACAAAGUGAUUAAUGAACAUACAGUACACAACUUCAUUUCUAGAAAAUAAGUAGGGUUUUUUUCAAAGAGAUAUGCUCUUUCAAUUCAGAUAUUUAAAAUUAAUUUUAGUAAUACUUUUUGAAUAAAACAACUAAUGUUUUGAAUAAAUACUAAAGGAGCUUUAGGAAUAAAUAAUUAAAUUUUUUGAAUAAAAAUAAACUUGAGAACUGUGUGAAAGCAUGAUUGAAACAUCAAAAGCACACCAUGAUAGUGCAUCAUCAUGCCAAAAGUGGUGUGUGUACAUGGAAUGGACAGGAGUGGGUCAUCUAGGCUUUCCUCUCUGAUGACAUCAUAGUACUGCAAUUUUGCCAUAGCACAGGGGUCUCAAACUGGCACCUUAGGGGCCAGAUGCAUCACACACAGGCCACACCCACACCAUCUCUCAAAAGGGGAAAAACGUCACGAAAUAUCAUGUGACGGCAACGUGACGUGGCGAGUUUGACACCCGUGCCAUAGCAGCACUUGUUCAUUUCCCCAUAAUCACUAUCACUAACUAAAGGUUUCAUAUAAUCUAAAUUUCCUUACCUUUUUCACAGCUGUCAUGUACAGAGUACAAGUUGUUUUUUGGCUGUCCGUGAAAUGCCUUUUCUCAAAUUAUAUCAGUUUAAAAGUGGAUUUUAACAUUUCUAUUCUUCUCCAGUUUAUAAAUAUUUUUUUGGAAUUCUGUAUAAUUCUUUCUUCUUUUUCCCAGUAUAAAAAAAGUUGUAUCACUGAUGAACUUAUGGAUCAUACCUGAUUCAUACCUUACGGAUCAAACCAGUUCAGAGAAUUUUAAAUGACUUUCUAAACCAUUUCUAAUUUUUUCUGCCUUUCCAGUUCUUUCAUAAUCUAUUAAUCUAUUAAUCCAUAAGAUGGCUCAACACAUUGAUUAAAAAACUACUUGGAAAACAUUGAAUAUCAAUCCACCAUACUGGAGAUGGGGUUGACCAAAUCUUUGUUAGUCUAUGGAACAAAACAGACAUAGUCUUUCUCCAGUGCGCUGCUUGGAGAGUCCAAGCGUGGGUUAACACAGCCUAUCUGCCCUUGGACUGAGUAAUGUUUUUCUUGACCACGCCUCCCUUUGCCUCCCUAUGUUCAGUUUAAAAACAAUCCGCCCGUUAGGAUUGUUUUGGGGGUUCUCCAAUCCAAAGACAGAUAGACUGGGGUUCCCAACACCAAAUUGACCACUAGUUCUUCUCAGGACCUGUCUACAAGACUCAUUUCAAGCGUUUGGUCUUAAUCUGCUGAGAGGAUUCCCGGGCCAGUUCCUGUCUUCUGCUGGUCACAAGCGGCACAGGGCAAGUGAGUCGCUUGACCGGCUCCUGCUGGCGAGCUAGGGGGGAAGGGACCGCACCGGUAUUCUGUUCUCGGCAUUCCCGACUGCUACUAUCCCAGAGCCUUGCGGGCAUUAGCCGCUGGCUGUGGCGGUGCUCUAUUCUGCCCAGCAACAGUGGCAACCGUUUCUGCCGCUUCGCGCGCUGUUGCCUAAGUGACAGCGUAUUUGGCGGGCGGAGGCUGCGCACGCACCAGCCGCCAUUUUGGUCACUCCGAAGAGGCCUGAUGCCGCAUGCGGACGCUAAGGAGCUCCGGAGAGUGAAGAAGCAGGCCAGGAACAGCGAGAUUAAGCUUCCUCUCAGUUGCAGAGUGCCGCCAGGGGUGCGGGGCUAGUCCAGGGUGCCGGCUAGCCUUUCCCUCCUCAGCUAAGUCUCGGGGAUCCGAGGACGGUAGGGGGAAGGAAUCCGUCCAGCAGGCGGCCCUUUCCUCCAGGAGCAUCUGCGGAUGUGCUUGAGCCGGCUGGCCAGCGUCGGUGCCCUUCCACUACGAGAUAGUUUCCCGCCAGGCCUUAACUUGUGGCCUACUGCAGCAUGGCUGAGGAAUGCAGGGAGGUGCAGGAGGAGCAGGCAGGGCCCUCCAGCAAGCGCAGUAGACUGGAUCCCUUGCCCAAGGGGGGGAAAGGGAGCAGGGACACCAGCAGGAAGUCUUCCCCGGGACCUUCAGUGCCUCCAGAAAAGGCCAGAGAGGGCUCUCAUCCCCAUAAGGCGGAGGAGCCUAAAGUCCCUCAUCACCACAAGGAACGUUCUUCCUCAGACCAUGGGGAUCACUCUCCCAGGGGUUCCUCUCUCAGGGGUGAGGGGGCUGAGUCUCCUUUCAGGGACAAUAGAUCCCCUUCUGUAGAGGACUAUGGGUCCAGAGAUCCCUCACCAGAGGCUUCCUGGGGCUAUCCUGAUUCGUCCAGUUCCUCUAUCAGGGACGAAAGGGAAUCCUCCCAGAGCAUCUUGCCCGAAGAGGAGGACUCCAGCUCGGGCAAGGCUAAGUGCCAUAGGCACUCCAGCAAACAUCAGGUGAGGGAGGGCAAGAGCCCAGCAUUGUCAGCUGAAAUGAGGGAAGUGAUUUCUCAGGGCAUUGCGGAGGGCAUUAAACAGAGAGAUUCCUGAAAAUCCAGAGCUCCUAAGGCCAAACAUCAGGCUAAGGCCUCCACCUCUAAGGAGCUGAAUUCCCCUCCUACGUCAUCAGUCUCUGAAUCCUCUGGCUCGGAGGAAGAAGGGGCUGAGGGAUUCGUGCUUUCAGUGGAUGAGGACCUGCCCCCUGUCCCCUUUACUGGCCUUUUUAAGCCAUCCUUGUUUAAGUCUAUACUUCACAAGGCCAUGGCAGCGACCGAGCUAGGCUCCACCCCCAAACCAAAUCCUACUCAGACUACUGCUUCCUCCAAGGACCAUAAACAUGGUCUGUUCAAGGAGACGGUUCCUACCCAGGAGUUUAUCCCUGUGCCCAACCUCUUCAUGGAUAUCGUUCAACGUCAAUGGGUCCAGCCUGGUACCCUGACCAACCCCAGUGGGGGGGGGAUAGGUCCCUUUAUUCUGUAAAUGGGAAGAUGGAAGACAUCCUGAAAUUCCUUGAAGUAGAUGCUCCAGUAGUGUCCUUGACAUCCAAUUCUAACCUACCUGCUGACCUUCUAGAAGGUCUAAAGGCUGAAGAUAAGAAGUCAGAGAAGGCAUGCCACAAAACACUCAUGGCGGCUGCCUGGGCCAUUAAGGCAUCCACCUCUCCUUCUUCACCAGAGUCUCCUUGUUCUGGCUGACACAACUCAGAUCCAAACCUCCUUCCAGAAGGUCUAGGUGGUGCCAUGAGCUUACCAAAAUUAUUACGGCCAUUGAAUACUCGGCAGAUGCUUCGCUGAAUGCAGCGAAGUUUGCCUCCAGGCCCUAGCUUCCAAUAUUACAUCUUGCCGCCUCCUAUGGCUCCGGCAUUGGCAGGCUGAGAUGAAGGCCAAAUGGAAGUUGACUUCCACUCCCUUCAAGGGAGGGCAGUUGUUCGGGGAGGCCCUGGACAAGUUUGUCAUUGAAACCAAGGACAAACGGAAGGUCCUCCCAGCCACUUUGAAAAGGAACGAACGUAAGGGCUCCUGUCCCUUUCAUAAGCAGUACUUUCGAACCUAGGAGGCCGUUCAAGCACCCUCAUCAUCUUUCUACCAGAGGUCUUUCCAACGGGGGGGGGGGGAUAGAAAUCAAGAUAGGACUUCCUUUGGGUCCCGUAGCAGGCAGCAACAGUCUUCCUUUUGGAAGCCAUUUCGCGGGGGCAACAGUAACAACAACAAUGCCCUCAGCAUUCCGCAGAGGGAAGUGACCAUCACAGGGUUCCUCCCAUAGGAGGUCAGCUAUAGCUGUAUGCCAACAGGUGGGAGGAGAUCACCUCGGACACAUGGUCCUCAAUACCAUCAAGAGAGGCCUAGUCCUAGAAUUUCUGACCUUCCCCCGGAGGAAGUUCAUCCGUUGUCCCAUUUCCAGGAACCCAGUAAAGAGGGAGCUCCUGCAAGCGAAGAUACUCCAUCUCCUCCAGAUAGAGGCCAUAGAACCAGUUCCGAGGGACCAGGAGGGACGGGGCUUCUAUUCCAUCCUGUUCCUGGUCCCGAAGAGCUCAGGGGGGUGGAAGACCAUCUUGGACCUGAAAAGCCUGAAUCAACAUCUGGCUUACAAGAGGUUCAAGAUGCAGUCCCUCCACUCCAUCCUGGAUUGCGUGAGGAAAGGGGAUCUAUUGACAUCGAUAGAUCUGAAAGAGGCCUACAUGCAUGUCCCCAUCCAUGCUGCCCACAGGAGGUUCCUGAGGUUCUGUUCCAAAGGGAAGCACUACCAGUACAAGGCGCUCCCCUUCGGGCUCUCGUCAGCACCCAGAACAUUUACCAAGAUCCUGGCGGUGGUAGCGGCUCAUCUCUGCAACCAUCCCAUCCCUCUGGAAUGUUAUUUGGAUGACAUAAUUAUUCAUUCUGUCACACCAGAGCAGGCUCGACGCGAUGUCAUGCUGACCGUUCGGAGAUUCUCUGUCAACAUGGAGAAGAGCCAGUUCCGACCAUCCACGCGCAUACAGCAUCUGGGUGCCGUCAUCGAUUCCAAUUCCUGCCAGGUAUUCCUGUCUCCAGACCGCCUAAACAAUCUGAGGAGCAGAGUGAACCACUGCUGUUAGUCGAGGUCGGUGCUGAUCAUCCAGCUGUCCCAGCUCUUGGGGAUCAUGCUCUCCUGUCUGAAGGUGGUUCUCUGGGCCCGGCUGCAUGCCAGGGAACUGCAAUGAUUUCUCCUUCCAAUGCAGAGAGCAAAAACCAGCAACUCCUACAGGCCCGUGUGCCUCCUGCGGAAGGUGAUCCGAACCCUGGCCUGGUGGAGGUCCAAGGCGGUCGUGAAGGGCUGUCUGUUCAAAGAACCAGAAAGGGUCGUUGUGACCACAGAUGCCAGCCUUCUGGGGUGGGCGCCCACUGUCAGGGUCAACUUGCCCAGGGCCAGUGGUCUCAGAGGGAGGCUGCCCACAGCAUUAACUGGCUGGAGCUGAGGGCAGCCCGACUCGCGCUACACCGCUUUGCAUGCUUGAUAAAGAGAAGUCAUGUACUGUUAAUGACAGACAAUGUGGCAACAAAAGCCCACAUAAACAGGCAGGGCGGUACCUAUUCAAGGGGGCUCAUGCUUGAGGCAGAGGCUCUGGGCAGGUGGGCGGAACAUCUGGCUUCUCUCAGAGCAGAUCACAUCUCCGGAACCAGCAACCGGGAGGCAGACUGGCUGAGCCGACAGCGCAUUGAUCACUCGGAGUGGCGCCUACACCUGGACCUGUUCCAACAGAUCGUGAGGAAAUUCGGCAAACCGCAAGUAGACCUCUUUGCCACACAUUCCAACACACAACUGCCACGAUUCUUCAGCCGUUACCAAUCACCAUUGAUGGAAGGGAUGAACGCACUGAGGUGCGAGUGGCCUCGUGAACUCAUACGCAUUCCCUCCUCUGCCCCUCAUUCCUCAGGUAGUGGCCAAACUCCUGACCGAAUGGGCAGAAGUUCUUCUGGUGGCACCGUUCUGGCUCAGGAGGUCCUGGUACGCAGACCUUGUCAGUCUCUCCGUUCAGAGACCGUGGCGAAUUCCUCAGGACCAAGUCUCCCUCAGCCAGGGGGCCGUCAGUCAUCCAGACCCCCAGUGGCUACAACUAGCCGUUUGGCACUUGAGGGGGACCUCCUGAGGAAACAGAACAUCUAUGGCAAGGUCAUACAAACAAUAUAAGUGCCGAGGAGACCCUCCACUACCAGAAUAUACGAUGCGACCUGGGCCGCCUUUUCAUUGUGGUGCAAGGCUAGAGACAUUGUUGACUUUUCUGCCUCAGUCCCUCAGACCCUGGACUUCCUGCAGGAGGGUCUGGAUAAGGGUCUGGCACCCAGUACUCUCAGGCAUCAGGUUGCAGCGCUAUCGACCAUCCUGGCCAGGGGUUCGUCUCAUUCUCUGAGCCAGCACCCUCAAAUUAAGAGCUUUCUGAAGGGCACGGCAAACAUCAGCCCUCCGACGGUCCACCGAUACCCGUCUUAGGACCUCCCAUUUGUCUUAAGGGCUCUGACGAGUCCCCUGUUUGAACCUCUGCGUACGUCUAGUCUAUGCCACCUGACUAUCACGACUGCCUUUCUGGUGUCUAUCACUUCUGCACACAGGUUGUUCGAACUGGCGGCUCUCUCAGUCAGGGAGGACUUGUGCGUGGUCCACACCGACAGGGUUAUAUUGAGACUCGAUCCUUCAUUUACCCCUAAAAUUAACUCUCUGUUCCAUUCAUCUCAAGAGAUUAUAUUGCCUAACUUUUGUCCUAAACUUUCUCACCCUAGAGAGCAUGAAUGGCAUAAGUUGGACGUGAGACAUGCUGUCCGCAUUUAUGUAAAGAGGACUAAGGAAUUCCGUUGUUCAGAGGUGUUCUUCAUCUCUUUCCUUCCUGGGUCUCUCGGCCGCAAGGUCUCAUCUCACACCAUAGGUCGUUGGCUGUGCACUUGCAUUAAGCUGGCGUAUGAACAUCAGGGCAAGUCGGCCCCGUGCAGGGUUACCGCACACUCUACUAGGAGCACGGCAGCUUCAGCAGCCUGGGCAACCCAGGCAUCUAUUCUGGACAUUUGCAGGGUGGCCAUGUGGGCUUCCGCUACCGCCUUUAUAAAAAACUAUAAAAUAGACACCUUUGCCUUAGCUGAAGCCUCCUUCGGAAGAAGAAUUUUGCAAAGAGUUGCUGAAACUGCGGAGGCUCUGGUUCUUACCCACCCUGGGACUCAAUAGCUUGGGCAUGUCCCACGCUUGGACUCUCCAAGCAGCGGACUGGAGAAAGACUGUUGGCUUACCUGAACGGUCGUUCUCAGGGCACUGCGAGGAGAGUCCAAACCCACCCAGGGGGGGUUUCUCUUCAAUAUAUAUGACUGUGUAUUGACUGUGAAUCUUACCAUACGACUGUCCUUCAUUUUUAAACUGAACAUAGGGCGGCAAAGGGAGGCGUGGUCAAGAAAAACAUUACUCAGUCCAAGGGCAGAUAGGUUGUGUUAACCCACGCUUGGACUCUUCUCGCAGUGCCCUGAGAACGACCGUUGAGGUAAGCCAAUGGUCUUUUAGUUUUUUCAAGACCAUUCAACUUUAUUAGGGAUAGCUGCUGCUUAUAAAAACCUAUGCCAAAUAAAAUUGGUUGUUUUUAGGUUUUCUUGUCUCCAGCUAUUUGGUAAAUGAACCAGAUUCCCAUAAUAGUUAAUUCUUUGUCAAAUAAUUCUAAAAAAUUAAUUUACUUUUGCAGAAGCCAUGACAAUCUUUCUUCUUGAAAGGUUUUUUUUUUCUUCCAGAUUCUUGGUGGUAUUUUAAAAAUUCUGCUGUUACUGCUGUUUUCACAAUUAUACUACUUGACCCAUAAUUUCCAGAUCCCUUUUCCAGAUGUCCUUUUAAAUAUAAAAGAUAUCCAAUUUGGUUUUGUGAUUAAGGCACCAGCCUAGAAACUAAGAGAUUGUGAGUUCUAGUUCUGCCUUAAGCGUGAAAAUCAACUGAGUGACUUUGGGCCAGUCACUCUCUUACAACCCAACUUACCUCUCAGGGUUAUCGUUAUGGGGAAAAUAGGAGGAGGAAGCAAUAUUAGUUAUAUUAGCUGCCUUCAGUUAUUUAUCAAAAUAACAAAGGUGGGAUAUAAAUAAAAUAAUAAAUAAAAAUGUUUAUGUAAACUAUCCAGACUUCUAGCAGUAAGAAAAUUUUCUAUCUUGAUUUCAUCAAGAAAAAAAGCCCUGAAAAUUUCAGUUUUUGCAACUUUUUCUAUUUUUUAAAUUUAAAACUGCCAAAUGUAUACAAUACUUUAUUCACAAAUGAGCUUUCAAAUCAUCCUAUGCAGUUGUAUGCAGAUUUUCAUAUAUGGUAACUUUUAUACGUAUGCAAGUUUUUAGCUUCUGCUUCAGGAAUCUAUUGAAACAUACAAUUUAAUCAGGUAUACUUCCUCAAGUUUUGUAUACAACUGAAUGUGCAACUGAAUCACCAGAUUUAAGUCCAGUUUGCAUUUAAGAUAUAAGCAAGAUUAAGCUGUUCUAGAAAACUUCAUUUUUCUUCAUAAAAUUUUCCAGGCCUGCUUAUUAUUGCUUGACUGGGAUAAUUUGCAUUUAAAUAGCGAUACAAUAUUGGAAUCAACUAGUUAGCACAGACUGAUUCUGUUUGAGGCUUUAUAUGUAGUUUUUGUAAAAAUGUUUUUGGUAAGGUAAAAAUAUAUAGUAGUAGCUGGUUAGGCAUUUAACUACAAAGGAGUCUUUUAUUUGCCUGAGAGAUUAAUAGUAAGCCAGAAUCAGCUGGUAGUGCCAAGUGCCUUGAUAACACAAUUGACCACAGAAUGCUUUGUUAGAUUCCUCCCCCACCCUCUCUUCUUUUCCCAGAGAAAACUGGGAGACAAUGCAAUUGCUGACUUAGUAGCAAUGAUUUUUAAGCAAUUAAUUAUGAUAAACAGUGGAGAAAAUAAACAUCUAUUCUAGAACACAAGCAUAGAUAACAGAAAUAUAGCGAAGAGAGUGAAGGGUAUUCAGGAUAACGUCUAAUCAGAAA
Thamnophis elegans (Western terrestrial garter snake) is the source of this 11174-nucleotide messenger RNA. It is a transcript of the gene AFG2A, whose product is annotated as spermatogenesis associated 5. The coding region runs from base 70 to 2826 and encodes 918 amino acids. Gene Ontology annotation, cellular component: cytoplasm. Gene Ontology annotation, molecular function: ATP hydrolysis activity; ATP binding. Lineage: Eukaryota; Metazoa; Chordata; Lepidosauria; Squamata; Natricidae. The transcript has 18 exons. The record is from RefSeq and is a predicted model, not a curated record.